AUGUUUUUAUUUCUAGAGCUCUUUCUUUCCCUCAUUUUUGUGCACUCGUCACUUCUCUCUCUCUUAACAUUCAAUUCGGACGUCGAGCUCUUUUUACUCUCCCAAGUCUCCUUGCGGCGAUAUAUGCUCUUUUGGUGGUGGUUCUCGUCCUCGUCUCCCUCGGUCGUUGUCGUUUCAAAGAAGACCAACGCGAAGAAAAAAGAAGGAGAAGUGUCGUCGCUUUCCGAUUCGAUUUCCAAUAACGAACAACAACGACGACAAGAAGAAGAAGAAGAAGAAGAACAAACGACAAAGACGAAAAGAGAAGGCUUCCGGUUCAUCCAAUCCUUCAUAGAAGCAGAUAAGGACGACGACAAAAAAAAGUAUUACCAGGUGUCGUAUCCAAACCUCGCCAUCUCUGCCGCACUCGUGACUGUUUUCUCCUCCGUGUUUACCGCGUCUGUCGUGCACUGGAAAAACAGAAAACACAAGUUAGAACGAGAUUUACCAAUAGGAGUACACGCGAAAGCAUCGAUUCAAGGGUUAAAAGCGUUAGCAGUGGCGACGGGAUUUAGUUUAAGUUUAGUGUCGGUUUUAUUCGCAUCGACGAAUUAUAUAGGCCUUUGGGAAAAGGAACACGUUGGGAGGCGGAUCGAAAGCGCGUUGCGAAGCGUUCCGGGCGGGGAGGUGUUUAAAGGACCAUCGGGGAGGACGAAGAGCUGA
Molecule: messenger RNA, 702 nt
Organism: Bathycoccus prasinos
Lineage: Eukaryota; Viridiplantae; Chlorophyta; Mamiellophyceae; Mamiellales; Bathycoccaceae
Exons: 1
Coding region: 1-702 (233 amino acids)
Source: RefSeq, a predicted model, not a curated record